AGCGUUACGCCAGCCUCCGAGAGCACGUCCAGCAGGCGGCAGCCAUGCUGGGGGAGGCCGUCUCGCGAUACAGCCAGCUGUCUGAGCGGAUGGAGCUGAUGGCGGGGUGUCUGGAGCGGGUGCAGGAGCGCGUGCGGCACCCGCCUGCUCUGCGGGGAGACCCCAUCUGGCUCCAGGAGCAGCUUUGGGAGAACAGUCUCCGGCUGGCGGAGUUGGAGAAGCUGGGUGUGGCUCUUGAGACCCUUCGCGGGCAGGGGGCUGAGCUUCUGGCCACCCUCCAGACCACCACACACCCAGCUGUCCAGGAGCGUGUGCAGGAGCUGCAGAGGCAGUGGCGGGUGCUGUGGAAGCAGGAGGAGGAGCGGGAGGCCUCUCUCCAGGAGCUCUUGGCCCUGGCUGGCCGGUUUUGGCCUGGCCUCGCCGACCUGGCCGGGGCUCUCAGUAGCACCCAGCAGAUGGUGCUGGACCUGGAAGAGACAGCGGCCUCUGAUCCGAAGGAUGUUCAGGCCAAGCUGGUGGCCAUGCAGGCCCUGCGUGAGGAAGCCGAUUCUCUACAGAGUGAGCUGGACUCCUUGGGUGCUUGGGGCAUGGAACUGCUGUCGUUGUGUGGAGACCUGGAGAAACCAACCAUCACUAAGAGCCUGGAUGAUCUCUAUUCAUCUUGGAACAGCCUGAACAAAAUGUGGGAGGAGUGCCAGAACCAUCUGGAGGACCAGCUGCAGGCUUUGGUCGCCUAUCAAGAGACGAUGGAGAGGCUCCUGGCCUGGCUGGAGGAGGCCGAGCAGCGGAUGGCAGAGGAGUUCCAGGGGGGUGGAGACCUGGCCCAAGUGGAGCGAGAGCUUUCAGAGCUGAAGGCCUUCAAGCGAGAUCUGUACCAGCGCCAAGUGGAGGCCGAGAGCCUUUGGCACCAGAGCAGCCACAGGGGGGCUGCCCAGGAGGAUACCCCCCUUGCUUUCAGUGGCUUCCGGGACCGUUGGACCCAGCUGGAGGAAGAGCUGGUGACCCGGCAGCAUCAGCUGGAAGCUACCCUCCUGGGCCUGGGCCAGUUCCAAAGCCAGCUGGAGUGGCUGCUGCAGUGGCUGCUGCGCACGGUGGAGCAGUUGCAGGGCCCUGCCCCCCGCACACCAGACCUGCAGAGCUGCGAGAUCGAGCUGGCCAAGCACCAGGUGCUCCGGAAGGACGUUGCGUCUCACACCCUCACGGUGCGGUCUGUGCAGGAGGCCGGCCAGAGCCUGCAGCUGCCCAGUGGUGGCUGCGGAGGGUCUGUGGAAGGCCUGCAGGGCAGUCUCCAGCAGCUGGGCUGCCGGUGGAGCCAGGUCCUGGCUGAGACGGAGCGCCGCCAGCUGGACCUGGAGCACAACCUGAGCCAGGUCCAGGAGGUUACUCUGGAGAUCACCAGGCUGAUGCAGUGGUUGGACCGUGCGGAGUUGCAGCUCUUCUCUUCCAAGCCCAUCUGGGGCCCCCUGGAAGCCACCAAGGACAGGCUAGCAGCACACCUGGAGCUGUGUGAAGAGAUGGAUGCCAAGCAGCAAACAUAUCAACAAGUCUGGGAGAAGGGUCAGCACCUGCUGGCCACCUGCCACCCAAACCGGGCUUCUAGUACUGAGCACAGCCUGACGGUCUUGGAGCAGAAGUGGGGCAGCAUCGCCAGCCACAUGCAGGAGACGAAGGAGCAGCUCCUCAGAAGUCUGAAUAUGGCCACGGAGCUCCGUGCCACCGUCCAGGAACUCCUGGAGUGGAUCGGGCAGACCGAGGAAGUCCUGGCAGCCCUGCCCCCUCCCAGCUACAUCCUGGACACAGUCAGCAAGCAGAGGCACCAGCAGCAGGCCUUGGCAAAGGAGACAGAGACCCGGAGCAAGAAGCUGGCAGGGAUGGAGGUGAUGGCCGCUCGCCUAAAGCAGGACAACAGGGCUCCCCCCAGCCUGGUGGGGACUGCCAAGGAGCGGCUGGCCAAGGUCCUUCAGCAAGUGAGCGAGAGGGGGGAGGCGCUGGAAGAGGCCCACCAGCAGGCCAAGCAGUUUAGAGAGUCCUGGCAGCUCCUCCUCAAGUGGCUGGAUGAGGUAGAAGCAGCCUCCACAGCCUCUGCAGAUGCCACCACUGCGAAACAAGAGGACAUUAAGGUCCUCCUGGGGCAGCACAAGGAAUUUCAGAAGCGCCUGCACAUCAAGCGCCCGGUCUUUGAGGCCACCCUGCGGCACGGGCGUCUCCUCCGCGCGAAGGCCUUGCUCCCUACCGAUGGCCAGGAGCUGGAGGAAAUGCUGAGGGAGCUGAAGGAGCGUUGGGGGGCUCUGUGGAGCUGGGCGGCUGAGAGGCAGCGGAAGCUGGAGGAGCGCCUGCUCUUCUCUGGCCACUUCAGCGAUGCCCUCCAAACCCUCCUGGACUGGCUCUACCAGGUUGAGCCCCAGCUGGCUGAGGAGACCCCUGUGGCUGGGGACAGAGACCUGGUGGGCACAUUGCUGGAGAAGCACAAGGCAUUCCAGGAGGAGCUGGGCCAGCGGGCGGCAGCUGUCAGGACGCUGAGGUGCUCCGUGCGUGAGCUGGCACGAGGCGGCAGCACGGCAGACACCCGGUGGCUGCAGAUCCAGAUGGAGGAGCUGGGUCAGCGCUGGGAACUCAUCAGCCGGCUCUCGGUCUCCAAACGGGACCAGCUGGAGGUCGCCCUGAGGCAGGCAGAGGAGUUCCAUGCCCUGCUGCAAUCCUUCCUGAGUCGUCUGUCUGAGUUGGAGAAGUUGGUCGUGGAGGAGGAGGCGGCGGCAGCGGCCAUGGCGGGGGGCCAGAGCCAGCUCAAGGAGCUGCGGCAGAGCGUGCAGGCCCAGCAGCUGGAGCUGGAGCACAUCUGCGCUCUGGGGGAGGAGAUCCUGAGUGCCUGCCACCCCGAUGCCAUGGGCACCAUCCAGUCCUGGGUUGCCCUUGCCAAGAGCCGCUUCCAGCAGCUCCGUGGCCGGGCCCAGCGGCAGGAGCAGCGCCUGCGGGCCCAUGCAGCCGCCCUGGCUGCAGGCCGGGAGGAGCUGGAGAGGCUCAGCGACUGGGUCAUGGCUGCCGAAGAGUCCCUGAGCCUGCGGGACCAGGAGCCUCUCCCCGAGGAUGCCGGGCAGCUGGAGGAGCUCUGGUGUCAGCACACGGUCUUCAUGCAGGAGUUGAGCCACAAGCAGCCAGAGGUGGAGGAGGUCACCCAGAGCUGCAGGCGAGAGCGGACUUCAGCGCUGGGGGGGACGGCUCCUCCCCUCGAGCGGCCUUCUGGACGGCGCGGUGCCAGCAGAGCCUCCCCCGGGCCACCCCUCGUGCCCCUGGAGGACCCGGAGCCCCAGAGCCCGCUCCUGGCCCAGCUGGUGCACCACUGGCAACACCUCUGGCUGGCAGCUCUGGACAGGCAGCGUCGGCUCCAGAGUUCCCAGCAGCGCCUCCAAGAGCUGGAGGAACUGGCCUGUUUUGACUUUGGUGUCUGGCGCAAGCGGUACCUGCAGUGGAUCAGCCACAGGAAGUUCCGGGUCCUGGACGUCUUUCGCAGUAUUGACAGAGACCAAGACGGGCGCGUCACCCAGCAGGAGUUCGUUGGGCGUGUCCUCGCCUCCAAAUUCCCCACCAGCCUGCCAGAGAUGAAGGCGGUGGCCAAAAUCUUUGACACGAACAGAGACGGUUUCAUUGAUUAUUAUGAAUUUAUCAGUGCUCUGCACCCUACCCGGGACAUCCUGCGCCAGGCUGCCAACGUGGACCAGAUCCAGGAGGAGGUGAAUCGGCAGGUGGCCCAGUGCAACUGUGCGAAGCGUUUCCAGGUGGAACAAAUCAGCGCCACCCGUUUCAGAUUCGGGGAGUCCGAGCAGCUGCGCAUGGUCAGAAUCCUGCGAAGCACCCUGAUGGUGCGGGUUGGGGGAGGCUGGACUGCUCUGGAUGAGUUCCUGGUGAAGAACGACCCCUGCAGAGUCAAGGGAAGGACCAACACGAAGAUCAAUGAAAAAUACCUCUCCCCAGGCCUCCUGGGGCGAAAGGGGGCAGACAGCCAGUCUGCCCCCACCUCCAAGGGGCUGUCCCCCAGCUGCUCCACCUCCAGCCUCAGCCUGUACAGCAGUGCCUCUGUGCCCAGCAGCCCUGUUCCCAGGAAGGCUGCCUUGCGCCGGACACGCUCAGGGGAUCGGUGCCUCCACUCCCGCAGUGCUGGGGUGACUGAGGGGGCCGGCCUGGCCUUUGCCGCUGGAGCAGUCAGCCCUGAUGCUGAGCCCCGAGAUCGCCCCAGCAGCAGUCGGGCCGCAUCCUGAAAGCUGCAGCAUCUUGAACAGCGACUCCUUCCUGGGGGCCUGGAGCAGGCAGCUGAGAGAUCUGGACACCUCCCCACUGGCACCCCAGUCCCUGGGAGGCUAAACAGGCUGCCCCCCUUUCCCCCACAAGCCUCCCUCUCCCGUGCCCCUGCUCCCCACAGCUGUCCUCCGCAGCCCCCUCUGGCAGCACAGCCGACGUUUCCGCUGGAGCAAGACCACCCUUUGGAGGGGGGCCUCUUGGGUGCUCCCACUGGCCAGCUGCCCAGCUAGCCAAGGCCUCAGGGUAGCCCCAGUGUGCCCAGGACACCUUUUGGAACCAGUAGCCUCUUGCCUGGAGCAUCGUUUCGUUGCAGGCAGCAGCAAGGUUGAAUCCUGGUGCCAGCAUACAGCGCAGCACAAGGAGCAAUAAAAACAAGGG
Messenger RNA from Python bivittatus (Burmese python), 4671 nucleotides. The record is from RefSeq and is a predicted model, not a curated record. NCBI's taxonomy places the organism in Eukaryota, Metazoa, Chordata, Lepidosauria, Squamata, Pythonidae.